Messenger RNA from Polyodon spathula (Mississippi paddlefish), 2688 nucleotides. Its product is annotated as leucine-rich repeat-containing protein 74B-like. Gene Ontology annotation, molecular function: protein binding. The record is from RefSeq and is a predicted model, not a curated record. The coding region runs from base 116 to 1618 and encodes 500 amino acids. NCBI's taxonomy places the organism in Eukaryota, Metazoa, Chordata, Actinopteri, Acipenseriformes, Polyodontidae. The transcript is spliced from 13 exons.
UGAGAGCUGGCUUUUAACUUCUGCUGAGAUUUUCGUUGUGUGAAGUUGCUAGGCACCUGCAGCUUGUGUUUCUAACUCUUUACUCAGUAAGCUCUUCAGAGUCUUUCUGGACACCAUGGUUAUCAGUAAGAAGCAGCUGAAAGAAUCUGCAUUGCCCCCUGUGCAGGAGGCGAGAGACGCAGAGCUGGAGCAGGAGAGUUCACAGGGGGGGAGCCACCAGCUGGGAGGAAUAGCCAGCAGACCAGCCAGCAGACCCCGGAAAGCUUUUAGCCGAGGGAGCACGGAUACCAAGACGGUUUCCAGACCUGACAAAGCCCAUUCGCCAACAGAGAGGGCGUCAGCAGGUCCGAAAGAAGAGGCAGAGGAGGACUCUCCUGCAGAGCGGGAAGGGGAAGACCCCCAGGGGGCCGAUUUGAGAGAGAGCUCCGAGGAGGAAACUACAAACCAGGAAGAAGAAUGGGACACCGACCUGGAAAUAGAUGAUGCAAAGCAGCCCUACUCUGCCACGGAAAAGACGCUAUAUGAAGAAGCCUGCAAAAUCUUUGGCGUGGUCCCAGCAUCAUACUUCCUGCGCCACAUGCAUGACCAAGAGCUCAGCCUGGUGCAUCAUGGGCUGGGACCACAGGGUGCCAAAGCUCUUUCAGUCCCCUUGGUAACCAAUACCUCCAUUCUGAACUUGAAUCUGAGUGAUAAUUGGCUUGAAGGGGGAGGUGGAGUGGCCAUUGCAGAGAUGCUGAAAGAAAACUGCUACAUCACACGAAUCGACUUGUCAGACAACAAGCUGGGAUUAGUAGGUGCCCAGGCUAUUUCUGCCAUGCUGAAGGAGAACGUUACCCUGGUGGAUAUUAACCUAUGUGGGAAUGAGUUGGAUGACCAUGCUGCCACACCCCUGGCUGAGGCUUUCAUGAGCAACAACAAAGUGCAGUCCAUGGACUUGAGCCACAACCUGAUGGGAGAGGGAGCAGGGGAUGUCUUGGGCAAUGCCAUUGCUGAAAACACUGGGAUGAAGGAGCUCAACCUGAGCUGGAACUGCUUUCGUGAAAUGGGAUCCAUACCUAUAGCAAAAGGCCUUGGGGCAAACAUAUUCCUUCGAGCGGUGGAUUUGUCAUACAAUGGGUUUGGAAAGACUGGAGCAGCUACCCUGGGAGAAGCUCUGAAAGUGAACAACGUGCUUGAGCAUCUCAACAUCAGUAACAACAGGAUUCCACCAGAGGGAGCUGUGAGGUUUGCCAUGGGCCUUAAAGAAAAUAAGACCUUAAAGACUUUGAAUCUCUCUCGAAAUCCAAUGCAGAGCGCAGGUUGUUAUGGGAUAAUAAAAUCCAUGCAAGGAAACCCAGAGUCUGCCAUUGAGUUUUUGGAUUUCUCUGACAUCACGGUGAACAAGGACUUUGAUGACUUGCACACCUCAGUCAAAGAGAUGUUCCCUGAUCUGAAGGUUAUGCACGGGGGCAACGCAGACACGCUCAGAAAAAACAAAGCCAAACUGUCAGACCCCUUAUACAUGCUGAAGCAGCACAUGAAGGAGAACAGCUUGAAUCUGGUGGACUUCUUUGAACGUGUGGAGGAGGACAAGAUCUCACGAGUCAAUCGGAGCGAGUUUGAGCAAGGACUCCUGUGAACUUAACAAAUUACUGAUGAGUGAUUAACAAUACACAGCGUGGCCGGCUCCUCUCUAGACAGGACUGAAGACUUGCCCGCACAUUUUGCAUGAAGAUUAACACUGCUGGACACCUGCUGGCACUGCAGAGAUCAAAUCACGCUGCCUCUCGUUAAUGCAUGGUCUUCAUCUCGUUUUCUGUGUCUGCUGGCUUCGUCAGCCAGGAAUGUGCACUGCUAAAGUGUCAUUGCUAUAUUGACCCUUCAGAUUGCUAACAACAUGCCCUGGUGUGUGUGUGUUAUAUAUAUAUAAUUUCACCCUACAGUGCUUAGCUACACAAAGCCAUGUGAUUAAUCUUGCAUGCUGUGUUAUUCACUGCUUGUCUCAGGUUAUGGGAUGUGGUGUGUGAAUCACACUAAUAAUUUAUAGGAAUGUGGAUGCUCUUGUAAAAUCAACAGGUUUGUUGAGUAGCUGGUAAUAGUUGUGUCAUGCUGUGCCUGUCUCUGGGAUUCCCAGAUUGCUGAAAUCCUGGGGUUAUCCCACAAUUCGUGAGUCCAGGAACACAGCGAUUGGAAGGAAAUUUGUCUCCUGUUAGUCCAUUAAUCGGAUCAGCACUGACCAGCUCACAGCUCCAGAUAUGAAUCUGUUAUUGUAAUUUUUUCCUUGUUACUGUGAAUAGAAAGUUAUUUGUGUUGUCCUGGGUAAAUAUGAGACCUCAAACAACUGGUUAAAAAUAUUCCAGCUUGUCUCAUGUUUACUGUGUAUGACACCUAUCAAAAUUGUAGAUAAAUCUGUUUUAAUUAAUUAAGAGUACAAAGUUGUAGCUGGUUUUAAGAAAGUGGAACAGUUCUACAUUAUAAACUUCAGUUAUUUAGAAUCAAUAUAUUGAUGUAUACCCUUUGUAGAUUGAUUAUGGAUAAAAUGUUAGUUGUUAACAAUACCCAAUAAAAUCUAAACUGUCACCCUAGGUUUCUGUGUGUGUCAGUGUGUGUGUGGCUCUUUGAAAGGGUUUUAACACAGAAUUAUUUAUGAAUGAUGCACUUUUCCUGUGUAAUACUAGUAACUGACUGUAAAUUAAAUAAUAAAAUGAU